GUGGGGGAGGCGAGGGGCGGGAAGAUGGCGCUGGGGGGAUGCCGGGCGGCCGGUUGUGGAAGCGCGCUUCGCUUGGGGCGGCCGGCGCUGAGGCGGCCCUACGUGGCGGCCGGCGGCGAGGAGGAGGAGGAGGAGAACGAGGAGGAGGAGCAGCGGCAGCUGCUGGAGCUGUGCCGGCGGCGGCGCUUCCUGCGGGGCGGCGCGGAGCCGCGGCCCUGGCGCUCCUACCUCAGCGGCUGCCACCCGGGCUUCGGGCCGCUGGGCGCGGCGCUGCGGGGCAACCUGGCGGCGCAGUGGUGGCACUCGGCGCUGGCCCGCAGGGAGCAGGUGUUCGCCGUGGAUUCCCCGCUCCACGGCAGCCCCUCCGCGGGCGCCCCGCAGGCCCGCGAUGCCCUGCGGCUGCUGAGCUCGGAGGCGCUGCGCCGGGUUGUCCAGGAGCCGGCCGGGCCCGCCCUGGAAGAAGCGCUGGGGAGCGCGGGGACGCUCCGGGAGACGCUGCUGCCCGGUGUUUUGGCACAAUAUGUUAGCUGCUUAGAAUUUGCGAACAAGAGGCUGCCUUGUGGCCUUGCUGAAGUUGGAGUAUGUUUUCACUCUGUUCCAGAAAGUGAGCUACACAACAAAAACUUUAGAAGAAUAGGCGAAAGGACUACCUCUUUGCUUGCAUGGUUUAGCUCUCCCAGAACUGCAGGACAGUGGCUCGAUUACUGGUUGCGUCAGAGACUGCAAUGGUGGAGAAAGUUUGCAGUAGGCCCAUCUAACUUCAGCAGCAGUGACUUUCAGGAUGAAGAAGGAAGAAGAGGAUUUAACUUACAUUAUAACUUUCCAUGGGGAAAAGAAACAAUAGAAACACUGAAGAACCUUGGUGAUACUGAACUGUUAGAGAUGUAUCCAGGGGAUAGAUCAAAAUUACUGGGCCGAGAUGGAAGGAAGAAUGUUAUUCCUCAUGUCCUGUCUGUGAGUGGAAAUCUGGACCGAGGAGUAUUAGCAUAUCUCUUUGAUUCACUACAGCUGGCUGAGAAUCCGUUAACAAAAAAGAAAAAUUCACAAAGAAAGGUACUUAAACUUCAUCCUUGUCUAGCACCUAUCAAAGUGGCCUUGGAUGUAGGGAAAGGCCCAACAACAGAGCUGCGACAGGUUUGUCAAGGAUUGUUCAACGAACUAUCAGAAAAUAGAAUUUCUGUAUGGCCAGGUUAUCUUGAAACCACACAAGUAUCCCUGGAACAGCUUUAUACAAAAUAUGAUGAGAUGAGUGUUCUCUUCAUGGUCUUGAUAACUGAUGCUACUCUAGAGAAUGGAGUGGUCCAGCUGAGAAGCAGAGACACCACCAUGAAGGAAAUGAUGCACAUAUCUAGGUUAAAAGACUUCUUAACUAACUUCUGGAUUAACUGUUGUUAAUAGAACUGCUCAGGAAAACGUGAAUUGCACACCACCACAGCAGAAGGAAAGGAUUUUGCUGCUGCCAAUGGACUGUCCCUUUCAUAAGAACCAGAGAGAAAAACGAAGCUAGAAUCUCCCCAAGGUGGAGAAAGAUGGACCAGUAGUCUCUUGUAAAAGUGAGUCUUUUACAAUCAUCCUUCGUGGUCACUUCAACUACUGCUACUAUCUAGGCUGAAUGUAAUUCUUUUUGCAUGAAUUUAAAAAUACCUCAUUAUUAUUAUUGUAAUCAUUAUAUUUUGAGCAUUACAUUGCAGGAAUAAAGUCUCUGG
This is a messenger RNA of Cygnus olor (mute swan), 1706 nucleotides long. It is a transcript of the gene POLG2, whose product is annotated as DNA polymerase gamma 2, accessory subunit. Gene Ontology annotation, biological process: mitochondrial DNA replication. Bases 25 to 1395 code for a protein of 456 amino acids. Lineage: Eukaryota; Metazoa; Chordata; Aves; Anseriformes; Anatidae. Gene Ontology annotation, cellular component: mitochondrion; cytoplasm. The transcript is spliced from 9 exons. The record is from RefSeq and is a predicted model, not a curated record.